This is a messenger RNA of Oncorhynchus gorbuscha (pink salmon), 3505 nucleotides long. RefSeq names its product 4F2 cell-surface antigen heavy chain. The coding region runs from base 440 to 2026 and encodes 528 amino acids. Gene Ontology annotation, biological process: amino acid transport; carbohydrate metabolic process. NCBI's taxonomy places the organism in Eukaryota, Metazoa, Chordata, Actinopteri, Salmoniformes, Salmonidae. The transcript is spliced from 10 exons. The record is from RefSeq and is a predicted model, not a curated record.
GAGGAGCAAAAAACCUGCAGACACUCAGCCCUCCGUGGAACGUGUUUGACACAGUGAUAUAAACGAAGUAGGGAGCCCUUGCUCUAAUGAAGCCCUAACAAGACCUCAGACCCGUUGAGCACGGGUUCUCUGGGAAUGUGUUGUCAGGGUGUGUCAAGACUCAACACCUCCACCCUAAUUGCUCCCGCCAAGAUUUCAUUUGACAGACAGUGUCCCUCUCACCUCCAUACCCCUUAAACACUUAAAAGGCAUAAAAAUAAAAAAAACACAACCAACUGGAUAGAACUGGUCUGCAGAAAGCAAGUGCAGCAGAGGAUAAAUACUACAAAGAACAGUGGAAAGACAAGAGCUCAAAGACCAGACUGUUGCCAGUUAUCAGGUGCGUUAUGAUGCUUUUAGAGAUCGUUGCAUUGGAUUUGACAGAUAUUCGGGGAGACCGAUGCGGAUUGCCACUUUACUCUGUAGCCGAAUUGGAAUGCAAUUGAACAUGGAUGGUGGCUAUGGCAGCACGGCAGUGGGCUCUGGGAUGUCGGGCAGUCUGGGCGACUCUGAGACGGUCCCACUGCUAAUCACGGACCCCGAACCAGAGACUCCGAAAUGGCAGCCCAUGUCCAAGGAACAGCUGGAGCUCGAAGCCGGGGGCCCGGGGUGGAGAAAAAUACGCUCCUGCCUGAUGGUGGUCUUCUGGCUGGGUUGGCUGGCCUUGCUGGGCGCCUCUAUCGACAUCAUAGUGCAGAGCCCUCGGCCGGUCGCACCGCCGCUACUGUGGUGGCAGAGGGCGCUGUUUUACCGCAUACAGCCCAUCCUGCUCAUGGACGCCCAGAACGAGGUGCCAGAUGGUAUCGACGUGGUGUGUGAGCAGCUACCAUACCUGAAGUCCCUGGGUGUAAAGGCUCUGCUUCUGGAGGGGCUGUUUCACCAGGACGUGUCCCCACUGGACCUCAGUAAGAUUGCUGAGCGAGUGGGUACAGUGCCUCAGAUCCAACAACUGCUCAUGGAGAGCCACAACGCAGGCAUCAAAGUAGUGUUUGACUUCUGUGAUCUGGACCUGUUCGGACCCAAAGACUCAGUAGGCAACGACUCUGCUGUGCCCUCUGACCUCACUGGCUCAAUACAGUAUGCACUCCGAUUUUGGUUGGAACAGGGUGUGGCAGGAUUUGGGAUCUGUGACACAGAUGCUGCAUAUUCCGAAAAGACCCUGACCGAGUGGAGAGUUCUGGUCAAGGAGUUCAGCACAUCAGAUGAUGAGAGGAUUGUAGUGGUGAAACAAACAGGAGAGUCUCUACCUGCCCUGAAUACCUCUAGCACGUCAGUCAACAGCUCAUUGGUGGAGCUGGUUAUGAUGUCACUACUGCCACACGAGCAGCACCUCCUGUCCGGACAGGAAGUGGCCAUUGCUGUGGAGAGACACCUGUCGACAUCCCACGGCGAACUUUGGCCCAGUUGGACGGUGGGCGGUGAAGCAUCACCGAUGUUGCACAGAAUACUCCUGGUUCUGAUGAUGACACUACCUGGAUCACCUGUUGUCAAAUAUGGAGAAGAAAUAGUUCAUUCGCCGAAUGCGUCUGCAGACAUGAGCUGGGAACGUGAGACAGACAAGACCAUUGGACUGAACCACUCUGUUGGGGAACAGAGGAAGCUCAAACGCUCCGCUUUGGCUCUGUUCAGCUCCCUCAGUGGCUCUCGCCUCAGAGAAGAAUCUCUCCUUUAUGGGAGCUUCACCUUUCUCCCCUUCAACACCACCUCCCUCCUCCCCUACUCCAACUCCACCCUGGCUCCCCCAUCAGCCCCUGUGCUAGCCUUCCUGCGCUCUUGGGGCUGUGUCCACUUCCUGGUGCUGCUCAACCUUGGGCCUGAGGCCCAAGCCCUGGACCCAGCAUGGGCUCCCAGCCUUCCCACUGCUGGGGUGUUUGUGACCAGCACAGGGAUGGACCGCCUGGGCGGCACCUCCCUGGAAACACUGAGGCUCCAGCCAGAGGAGGCCAUAGUCAUCAAACUGUUUGAGUCUGACAGCUACUCCUCCUAGGGCCUGUGGUCUGGGGCAUUAGGCAGAGUGAGAGGGGCUAGGACUGGGUGCAGGGGAGGAUAACUAGGCAGAAAUGGUAACUAUUUAGCCAUCUAUUCCUUAUUUUUUGGUUUGAGGCUAUAUCAAAAUGUCAAAACGUUCUUAAAAUAAUAAAUAAUUAAAUUAAGUUAACCAUGUCACAAACGGCAUUAACUUAAGAGGGUGCCAAAUAUUUGGACUACAAUGCAAACACUUGGCAGAGAAUUUAAAGACUGUGGCUGAGAUUAGUCACCCCUAUUCAAUAUUUUUCCAUCAAUUGGUAUUUUGACCAAUAACAGCAGAUCUUUUGCAGAGCUGAUCUGAUUUGUCAGAAGACCAAUGGGUGACAAAAUAACACAAUUGGGCUGACUGUAUGAACAUGGGCAGUUUACUGUAACCUAUCAUGAGUAACAAACACUUGACUCAACAGUUGAUUUCAAUAUCUUUCACUUGAGAAACAACAUUGUAUGAUGUAUCCUGAGGUAUGUAGCUGGGUAAUGUGGUGAAACGCACAGUAAAUCACUGAAUCAACCACAAUGAUUGGUGGGAAGGUCUCACAUGUUUCUGGUUCUUCCAUUGUACCUUACUGCUUUGAGUGAUUUUAUAUAUUUGUGCCAAAAAGCAAAGCAGUUUGAAACACAACCUAACACAUACACUUCCUUUUUGCUCUAAUCAUCCCUUCCAAUUCUUGUUGUGGAUUUAAAAAAGCUAGAAAUAAAUAUGACGACGCCCCCGAGUUCCCAAUUGUCUUGACAGAACCAAUACAGAACUCGUUUUUGCGUGGAUUCCGAGACGCGGUUAGCUUUAAACAGCUAGUACUGUUAUUUCCUGUCCCGGAAUCCCGUUUAACAGACAGGUUGAACUCUACUUGACAGAGACGCUGAACUGCUAGCCAUCAAGCUAACGAAAUUGGUAACAUAUGAGUUUUGCAAUGGAGCUCUCUUUGGGGAAAUAAAUGAACGUUUCCAGCGCUGUAGGAGCUGUAUCUACUACACUUUGUUUCAGGACAAACCGGAUCACUCGGAAGUUCCAAUACAGAAAUUGUUCACUUGCCGAGGAUUAUAGGCUUGAGGUGGCUUCCUUGAUCACCGAGGUAGCAAGCCUAUGUAAGAAACGGGAAAACCCCGAGUGGGACGCUAUUCCACAUCAAGUAAUUCAUGCAAGCAGUAAAAUGAGAUUUAAAAAAAAUAUAACACCUCAUGGAAGGGGACUGUGAAGCAACACCAACAUAGGCACACGCAUACACACACACACAUGGGUUUUGUACUGUAGAUAUGUGGUAGUUGUGGAGUAGGGGGCCGGAGGGCAAACGGUGUGUUGUGACAUCUGAAUUAUUGUAAUGUCUUUAAACUUGUAUAAACUGCCUUAAUUUGGCUGGACCUCAGCAAAGAGUAGCUGCUGCCUUGAAGUCUUUUACUGUGUUUGGUGUGAGUUGGUCAGCCACAGGGGGGUGCUAUUGCA